Molecule: messenger RNA, 1104 nt
Organism: Triticum turgidum subsp. durum (durum wheat)
Lineage: Eukaryota; Viridiplantae; Streptophyta; Magnoliopsida; Poales; Poaceae
Source: the annotation of a GenBank genome assembly
AUGAGGGCGAGGGUGGCGCUGGAGCCGCUGGCGGAGGAGCCGGGCGCCGAGGACGAGUCGGGGGCGCGGCGGCGGUCGGGGCUGCAGGCCACGCUGCACCGCUGGGCGCGCAUCCUGUCCGGCGGCGCCGCCGGGGACGACGCCCGCCCCGCCGCCGACCUCCGCGUGCUCCUCUCCGUCCUCGCCUGCCCCCUCUCCCCCGUGCCCAUCCUCCCGCGCCUCCCCCGACACGUGGCGUCGUCGGCGCAGUACAUAAUCGAGCAGUUCAGGGCGACGACGGGGUGCGGGAAGCUGGAGGGGACGGCCAAGAGCAUGUACGCGGCGGGCAAGGUGCGGCUGGCGAUGCUGCAGGAGCCCGCCGGGGCGGGCGGCGGCCACGCCAACGGCAGCGCCGGGCGGUGCCACGAGGGGAGCUUCGUGGUCUGGCAGCUCGCGCCCGGCAUGUGGCUCGUCGAGAUGGCCGUGGCCGGCCACAGCGUCGCCGCCGGCAGCGACGGCCGCGUCGCCUGGCGCCGCACGCCCUGGCUCGGCGCGCACGCGGCCCGCGGCGGCUCCCGCCCCCUCCGCCGCGCCCUCCAGGGCCUGGACCCGGUGAUGAUCGCGUCCAUCUUCUCGACGGCGGAGCACGCCGGCGAGAAGCAGGUCGACGGGGAGGACUGCUUCGUGCUGCGCCUCGACGUGGGGCCGUCCACGCUGUCGAGCUGGAGCGACGGCACGGCGGAGGUGAUCCGGCACGGCCUCACGGGGUUCUUCAGCCAGCGGAGCGGCCUCCUGGCGCGCCUGGAGGACUCGCAGCUCACCCGCAUCCAGUCCCCCGGCGCCGCCGCCAUGUACUGGGAGACCACCAUCGGGUCCACGCUCGCCGACUACCGCGCCGUCGACGGCGGUGUCACCGUGGCGCACGCGGGGCGGUCCACGGCGCACCUCGCCCGGUUCGGCGUCGGCGUGCGCGCCGCGCGGGUGGUGACGCGGAUGGAGGAGUCGUGGACCAUCGACGACGUGGCGUUCGACGUGCCGGGGCUCGGCCCCGACGCCUUCAUCCCGCCGGAGGAGGUCCGGCGGAGCCGCUUCUACGACGCCAUGGCCGCCGCCGGCGGCAAGUAA